Bombus impatiens (common eastern bumble bee) is the source of this 3453-nucleotide messenger RNA. RefSeq names its product glucose dehydrogenase [FAD, quinone]. Gene Ontology annotation, molecular function: oxidoreductase activity, acting on CH-OH group of donors; flavin adenine dinucleotide binding. The record is from RefSeq and is a predicted model, not a curated record. NCBI's taxonomy places the organism in Eukaryota, Metazoa, Arthropoda, Insecta, Hymenoptera, Apidae. The coding region runs from base 877 to 2745 and encodes 622 amino acids. The transcript is spliced from 4 exons.
UCUUGUAUUCCGCUACUCGGAUCUCGAUGAAUCUAUCGUGUGAAAAGUAGCGACAGGAGCAAGGUCGCGGUCAGUGUUACACCGUCUUUUAACCGGUCGCUCGUCGUAUAUCGAAACCAUGGAUCUUCCAAAUAGUUUGUGAUUUUCGUCGAGUUUCGCGACAGUUAAAGUUUGAGUUGUCGUUGAAAGAAGAAAUUAAAAGUUCGAAAGCUUUGCCGUUAUAAUGGACUGUAACGCGCUUGCGUUACGGGCUUCACCGACGUUUCGACAGUUGUUUCAUACGCAAGUAUUUGAUCGUUCCUGUUCGAUCGUUACGAAGAGCGCCGACCGAGUCUUUAACCCGUUUUGCCGAACUCGUUUCGAAACGACCGGAAAAAGUUCGUCGUUUCCGAAAUUAUCGAUCUAACUUUGAAAUAUAUCCUCGCAGAGGUUUUUUUAGUAUAUCGAGUACUCGAAAAAUCAAAGUCGGAAGUGAAAAAAAAAAGGAAGAAAAAGACGAUGUAGCAACAAGAAAACUUCUUACGAAAUCAGCGAAUGAAGAAAGUCGGAGAAUUCGUAAAUCGUCGAGACACGUCGAUCGCGAUUAAAGAGCAAAGACCGCGUAAACCGUGGAUUUACCGACUGCUACUAUCUUUUAAGAAUUAGAAAGAAUCGAUCAACUUUCGAUCGUAAUGGGUAACGCGAAAUUGCGCGGAUACUAGACGACUAAAUAUCGAAAGACCGGUUAGUCGAUGCAAGAAAGCGGUGACGUGACAAAAAUCUUGUUUCCGGAGCACAAACUUGCGAGUGUAUCGAUUAUUUAGAAGAAAAGAAGCUUCUAGAUUCCACGCUAUCCACCGUUCUUCGAGAAGUAGGUGAACAGACGAUCGAUAGAACAUGGGCAUCGAAAGCGUUUUAACGGGAGGUUUGACCUCCGCAUCCAGCGGACUAUCGUGGUUCUUCCCGGUGCUCGCAGCGGCUCUCGUCUACUUCGAGUACGAAGUGAUGGACAACGAAGCGCCACCGAUUAAUAUACCUUCGGAAGUACUGCUGCCAUCGUACGACUUUAUCGUUAUCGGAUCUGGUUCCGCGGGAGCCGUGGUAGCGAGUCGCCUGUCGGAAAUAGAAAAUUGGAACGUGCUCCUUCUAGAAGCUGGUGGUGACGAAACGGAAAUCUCCGACGUUCCUCUGCUCGCCGGUUAUCUGCAGCUCAGUCAAUUAGACUGGCAGUACAAAACGGAACCCAACGGAGAAGCCUGUCUAGCGAUGGAAGAGGGUCGCUGUAACUGGCCACGUGGGAAAGUGAUCGGAGGCAGUAGCGUGCUCAACUACAUGCUCUAUCUUCGCGGUAACAAAAAAGACUACGACAUAUGGGAGCAGCUAGGCAAUCCAGGCUGGUCUGCCAGGGACGCUCUCUAUUAUUUCAAAAAAUCGGAGGACAACCAAAAUCCCUAUUUGGCCCGAACGCCGUAUCAUUCGACCGGGGGUUAUCUAACCGUUCAAGAAGCACCGUGGCACACCCCGUUGGCCGCAGCGUUCGUUCAAGCAGGCCAAGAAAUGGGCUACGAGAACAGAGAUAUUAACGGGGAACAUCAAACCGGCUUUAUGAUCGCUCAGGGAACCAUCAGACGCGGCAGUCGAUGCUCCACGGCGAAGGCCUUCCUGCGACCAGCCAGGCUGCGCAAGAACUUACACGUCGCUAUGCACGCGCAGGUCACCAAGAUUUUAAUAGACGCGAAAUCGAGGAGGACUUACGGCGUGGAAUUCGUCAGGGACGACAAGAUGUUCCGUAUUCGUGCUAAAAAGGAAGUGAUCGUUUCCGGAGGUGCUAUCAAUAGCCCGCAAUUGCUGAUGUUGUCGGGAAUCGGACCUAGAGAUCACCUGCUACGACACGGGAUACCGGUGAUUCAGGAUUUAAAAGUGGGAGAGAAUCUGCAAGACCAUAUCGGUUUGGGAGGUUUGACGUUCAUGGUGAAUCAACAGGUUUCGAUGGUGGAGAAGAGGUUGCACAGCGUUCAAGCUGUGAUGCAGUACGCCGUCUUUGGAGACGGUCCUCUGACCGUGCUGGGCGGUGUCGAAGGCCUAGGCUUCGUCAAUACGAAGUACGUGAACGCCUCCGACGAUUUCCCGGACAUAGAACUUCAUUUCGUAUCAGGGUCGACGAACUCCGACGGUGGUAGGCACAUCAGAAAGGUUCACGGAUUGACGAAAAGAUUCUACGACGCUGUAUUCGGGUCCAUCAGCGAUAAGGACGUGUGGAGCGUGAUUCCUAUGCUUUUAAGGCCAAAAAGCAAAGGGGUUAUCAAGCUUCGAAGUAAAAAUCCUUUCGACCAUCCUUUGAUUUAUCCGAACUACUUCAAGGAACCGGAAGAUAUCGCGACACUGGUCGAAGGAGUCAAAAUAGCAAUCGCUCUGAGUAGAACCGCUUCGUUCAGACGCUUCGGAAGCGAACUAAAUUCGAAACAAUUUCCUGGCUGCAAACACAUUCCUAUGUACAGCGACCCGUACUGGGAAUGUAUGAUCAGGCACUAUUCCGCCACCAUAUAUCAUCCCGUGGGCACUUGCAAGAUGGGUCCUUACUGGGAUCCCGAGGCUGUGGUAGAUCCUCAGCUUCGAGUUUACGGAGUUACCGGACUCAGAGUCAUCGACGCGUCUAUAAUGCCGAAUUUAGUUAGCGGUAACACCAAUGCACCGAUUAUCAUGAUCGGCGAGAAGGGUUCCGACAUGAUAAAAGAAUUCUGGUUGAAGAGAAGAGGCCGAGGGUGAACAUCGUGGUUCUCGUAGACUAAUUUAAAGCGAUCGUUUAAAGCGUCGGUGAUACGCGAUAAAAACGUUACCUCGAAUCUUGCGUAUCCCUGUACAGCUACGGUACGGAUUAACCGCGUCGUUGAUUUAAGAUGCGAAUAAAAUAAUUACUACGACUGCGUCGACGGUGGUACAAAGUUACACCAAGUUUUCGAGUACAUGUAACGCGUAAGCGUCGACGCACGUUUUGCUGCUAAAGUAAUAAUAUUCGUUGAUCUUUCCCGACGAACUUGUACCAUUUAUGUACAGCGAAAGUUAAUACAGCGGUAUUCUAUUUAUUCCUCGAGUUAUCGAGAGACAAACCUCAAGGAUCGUACAGCGAUUGAACCUUUGUUUUUUCGUUCGUGCGUUAUCGUAUCGUUAUUGUAAUUCAAAGUGUAAGCAGCACAAAGGAUGACAAAAGCGUACAAAUAACAAAAUCGUCGAAAGGAAAAGAGUUAUUAACGACGUUGGUUACUCCCUUUUGAAAUUAUCCUUGCUUUGAUCUUUAAAUGUACAUAGUUUGCGAUAUACCUGAUAGAACGUAAUCGCCAAUCUUUUGAACGGCGCGGCAAAAUGUAAAUUUUUCUUUUUAAUGUAAAUACUACGUAUAGAUUUAUCAUAUCGACACGAAUAAAAGAAAUCGAAUUCUCGUUGCUUGUUUCGUAAAUAAUACGAAUUAUUUCCUUG